GGAUAUUGGAAUUCCCUACUUAGCAGCAGUUUUAACUUCUAGGUCAGUUAAUGUGUCACAUUUAGGUCUGUUGUUCAUAACACGAAGGCUAAGCCAGUCGGUCUUUUUCCAUUUACCAUCAAAUAAAGAAAGAUUUUCGAUUUCGGAAUUCGUUCAAAUUAUCCAGACUAUACCUAGACAUUUUUGUGGAUUCUAUAAUCGAAAAGAAUGGUUUCACUUGAUGUUCCUCUCCCAACUGUUGAGGAACUAACAGUUCCAGAACUAAAGAUAUCAAAGUGUCCACUGCUGGCUGCGAGCAUUCAUUUAGGGAAGUUCUGUGACAAUCAAUCUAAGGAAUUCAUGCUUUGCCAUUAUGAAACACACGACCCAAGAGCUUGUCUUGAAGAGGGGAAGGCGCUCACCAGUUGCGCUCAAACGUUUUUCAAACAGGUUAAAAGUCAUUGUAGUGAUGAAUUUCGUAAUUAUUUUACCUGUCUUUAUAAGUAUGGAGGACCAGCUUACAGCUUAGAAAAGUGCCGUUCAGCUCAGUAUCCUUUCGAUGAAUGUAUAAAAACUCACCUUAACCAAGAACGUCCGAAAACGAGUUACUUUAAUGUUGUUCGCCUCCAUAAAACCAAUCGACCUAGGUACGAACCAGGAUUAGCUCCAAUGCCCGAAAGAAUUCCAGACCUACCUGAUUUAGAUAAAUUUGAAGUGCCUGAUCGUAUCAAAUAUAGACAAAAGAUAAACGAACUAUUAGCUUAGACCAAUCUAGUGUUUCAAUAAAGUACAACAUUUUAUUAUUGCUAAGCAUAUAUUAAUGUAGUAAUUCUAGCUUGGUAAUGUUUAACAUUCUAAAACCUGUUAAUUCAAUUUGUAAAAUUUAUUGAAAUAGUUGAUCGAAAUUUCGUUUUGGAAACGUAUUUAUAGUGCAGAAGAAUCUAUUCAAUAAAAUACCUGACGUCUCAAAUGAUUAUUAUUCUCAGACUGAAUACCUGUAGAAAACGUUAUCAUCUACAGAUAAAAUGAAAACAAUAAAAUCUGGAAAAUGGAAUAAAUCUUUAUUUUUUAAAUCCUAACUUUUCACUCUCUACAA
Molecule: messenger RNA, 1075 nt
Organism: Schistosoma turkestanicum
Lineage: Eukaryota; Metazoa; Platyhelminthes; Trematoda; Strigeidida; Schistosomatidae
Source: the annotation of a GenBank genome assembly